AUGUACAUGGCCUGGCAAUCCCAAUCGCCCGUGGCUGGUAUUGGAAUGCCUGCAGUAAUGGGCGACGGCCCAUCCAAUGGCGGUCACCCUCAAGGGACCGAAUACACGUUGCAGGGUGUGAUGCGAUUCUUGCAGACAGAAUGGCACCGACACGAGCGCGACCGAAACGCCUGGGAGAUUGAGCGCGCGGAGAUGAAGUCUCGUAUCGGUCAAUUAGAGGGAGAAUUGCGAACUAGCAGGCGUCUUCAGGAGUCAUUGGGCAAGCACGUUCGGUUGAUGGAGACAGCGCUGAAGAAAGAACGAGAGAAGUCGAAGAAACCCUCCAACAACGAGAGCAUCGAAGAUAUGAAAGACCCCAAGGAGAUCGCGCGCGAGAACGUGGAAUUCUUGAAAGAGCAACGAUCGAAGCCGGACUCCAACGCAAACCCAGAGGACCCCAACUCGAGCGAAUUCCGCCAAGAAGACGAACGAGAGAAGUCGCGUGUCUAUCUAGCCAAGUGUGCACAAGAAAUCGCAUAUCAUGUUAUUCCAACAUCUCACCCACCUCCGGACCUCAGCGAUCCGGAUCUCUCAAGCCACCUCUAUGCGAACCAACAGCUAUCGCAGCAGAACUUGGAGGAGGCAUACAUUCAACAGCAGCGCCAAAAGGCCAACCAUAUGAUGGGACGGGAGGAGAUGCUUACAAACCACCAAUCUGCAGGAAAUCAGUAUGCAGAGAAUGCUCCUCAAGGUCGAACGCAUAACCAGUACGGUCAGGGUUCGAUUCCUCGAGAUGCCAUUGACCGAAGACCUGUCGAUACUCCACAACACCCUAUGCCUUCCACUGAUAAUCGAAAGCCGGUAUAUGAACAUGGUUUGGUUGAUGAACGAGCUGUUGAUUCUCAGUCGGCAUACGAGGCUCAAGGGCCUCAGGUGGCGGUCAAGGAGGAGCUGCCAUCGCAAAGGGCGAAUGAUGAGAGGGCAGAGGAUAUGGACGGAUGGAAUUUUGAUGAACCUCCAGAGAACGAACAAGUUAGCGAGCCUAUGCCCCCCCACCGUCCGGACACCGAUGCUUUCCCCAACGCGAACUUUGUCGUUGGCGCCAAAUCACCCUCUCGGGGCGGAUCGCUCUCACAUCGACGAAAGAGCUCUGGCUCUCGGCGUAAGAGUGAGGGUGCAUCGGACGCUCGGGAUUUUGCCGCUGGAUUCGGCCAACAGGAUACGAACUUUAAGGUUCGAUUUGCUCUUCGCGGACACCUGGACGUGAUUCGCUCUGUGAUUUUCACCGGCGGCGGCAGUCCAUCAGAGCCGGAAAUUUGUACAUGCAGUGAUGAUGGAACGAUCAAGCGAUGGAUUAUACCGGCAACCUACGGUACAUUUGGAGCUCAUGGACCUAGCUCAAGCAAUGAUUUAGACAUUACGAGCUACUUUACACACCGCGGCCAUGUGGGUGCAGUCACCUCGUUGGCUGCCUGUUCACCCGGCCAAAACAUCUCUAAUGGGGGCCGUGCUAUGGGUGACGGAUGGGUCUUCUCAGGUGGACAAGACGCUAGCGUUCGGGUAUGGGAGCGAGGUCGGGUUGAUCCCAAGGCAACUUUGGAUGGUCACACAGACGCCGUAUGGGGGCUGUGUGUGCUUCCCGGGACGGCAGGUUCUGUUUUUGGAGACUCGUGCACUCACUAUGGCGGGGCAGAUCGCAUUCUACUGGCAUCCGGUGCGGCAGAUGGUCGUAUUUUGAUCUGGGCUGUCAGUGCUCCUCCUAUCGCACCCCAGGCAGCAUCACGACGCCAAGGUGGAAGUCGACGCGCCAACUCUAUCUCAUCUGGAUCCAAUUUCCCAUCCUCUCCACAGCCUAGUGUUGCUUCCUCGACGCCAUUCUACCACACCCUUGUUCAUCACAUCGUGCGCACCGAUUCUCCAUCUCCAACAUGCAUCAGCCCCCUAUCUCUAGCGGGUGUCAAUUUCGUGGUUUCUUACACCGAUGCCUCAAUUCUCGUAUAUGAUACACGAACUGGUGAGGAAAUCGUGGGCAUGGCCAGUCUCGAAACAUACGAUGGAACGCCCUCGACUGGUGUAAAUUCCGUUGUUGCCACUACUAUUGGAUUUGAUGGGUCUGCAAAUCUGGAGCCCAACCGCACCAUGGAGGACGAAGAAGUUGUUCACGGAGCCACUGGUUCAAGCAACGUUGAAGGUGUCAUUAUCAGCGGUUACGAGGAUCGAUACAUUCGCUUCUUUGACGCGAACAGCGGUCAAUGCACGUACACCAUGCUAGCCCACCCGGCUGCGAUCGCUUCUCUUUCCUUGUCUCCUGAUGGACGUGAACUAGUUUCAGCUGGGCACGACGCGAGCCUGCGGUUUUGGAAUCUCGAGAAACGCAGUUGCACCCAAGAAUUGACCAGCCACCGCUUAAUGCGUGGUGAAGGUGUCUGCGCUGUUGUCUGGAGCCGUGACGGACGCUGGGUCGUCAGCGGCGGUGGAGAUGGCGUGGUUAAAGUCUUCUCAAGAUGA
This is a messenger RNA of Penicillium longicatenatum, 2487 nucleotides long. RefSeq names its product cell differentiation and development protein Fsr1. Bases 1 to 2487 code for a protein of 828 amino acids. Gene Ontology annotation, molecular function: protein binding. Lineage: Eukaryota; Fungi; Ascomycota; Eurotiomycetes; Eurotiales; Aspergillaceae. The transcript has 4 exons. The record is from RefSeq and is a predicted model, not a curated record.